This is a messenger RNA of Strongylus vulgaris, 296 nucleotides long. NCBI's taxonomy places the organism in Eukaryota, Metazoa, Nematoda, Chromadorea, Rhabditida, Strongylidae. The record is from the annotation of a GenBank genome assembly.
AUGAUUGUGAGGCAGUUGAUGGCGCCAAUGCUUCCAGAUGGCUUUGCUGGUGAUAAACCUGUUGGGAAAUCCUUUUUAUUGGAUGAUUCCAUGUUACCCCUGCUGAUGAUCUUGAAAUAUGAAAUUCACCAUUAUCAAGAAAGUAUACAAGAGGCGAGGGGCAUAGAGGAUAGAGAAGAAGAGGAGGGGGAGGAGGAGGAGGCGGAGAAGAGGAAGGAGGCAACCGGCUGGUGCCAAGGUAGCGAAGCUUACUGCCGAUUCCCGCUUCCGCUAGGUCCAACCCAUAGAGUUUAAUG